GAAUGCUUGCGGCAGGUGGCACCUGACCAUCGCUUGUUAGUUUUCUGCAACUUGAAUUCCCACCUCCAGAGUGACAUCACUAUACCACUAAUCGAUAAGAGGGCUGACUAAUGCUAGAAUAACUCACAGAGAUCUUUCUGCAAACACAGAAAAACUUCUGUCUUGGAAUGAAAGAAGAAACAUCCUGUUAAAUAUGGUCUGCUUGCUGUUCAGUACCCCCAGUCUUGUUCUUGCGAGUGUGGCACUGAAGUCUUAUGUUUCUGGCAGGUGUGAGGGAUGAAGGGAGCUAGACUUUGUCCUGAGAAGAGUUCCACAUUACUGCCACACUGGUGAUGAGAAGCUUGCCAUCAGCUUUGCAAUGAGCAAACAACUACUACAAAGCAAGAUGCAGCAAGAAUAUCGGAACAUUUGUGUCCUUUUGCCCAACAGAGAACAGCUUACCUUAAUCGUUGGGGUCAAAGCCACUGGACAGGAACUUUUCCAGCAAGUUUGUGACUUAAUGAAGAUUAAAGACCCUCAUUUCUUUGGUCUAAGUAUUGUUAAAAACAAUGAAUAUGUGUUUAUGGACCUGGAGCAGAAGCUUAGCAAGUAUUUCUCAAAGGACUGGAAAAAGGAGACAAGUAAAGGACCAGAGAAGUUCAGCCCUCCUUUUGUUGCUUUCUUCAGAGUACAGUACUAUGUAGAAAAUGGAAGGGUUAUAAGUGACAAGGUAGCAAGGCAGCUGUACUACUACCAUCUUAAGGAGCAGGUGUUGAGAUCUCGAUGUACCCACAAAGAAGAAAUCUACUUCCUGCUGGCUGCUUAUGGUUUGCAGGCAGACUUGGGCAACUACAGGGAGCAUGUCCAUGUGGGGAGAUAUUUUGAACCUCAGGCCUACUUUCCUCAAUGGGUAAUUGCAAAGAGGGGGAGUGACUACAUCUUGAAGCAUGCUCCGGAGAUGCACCGAGAGCAGCAAGGUCUGCCUGUUAAAGAAGCGGUGCUGAAGUUCAUCAAGGAGUCCUGUCUACUGGAGGAUGUUCCUGUCCAUUACUACAGAUUACAAAAGGAUAAGAAGGAGGAUCGCCCAACAAUUGUCCUGGGCCUGACCCUUAAAGGAAUGCACAUCUAUCAGGAGGUAAACCAUGUCCGUCAACUCCUCUAUGACUUUCCUUGGUCACACAUUGGGAAACUUGCAUUUCUGGGGAAAAAAUUUGAAAUCCAGCCUGAUGGUUUGCCUUCUGCACGGAAAUUGGUUUACUAUACAGGUUGCCCAUUCAGGUCACGACAUCUAUUGCAGCUCCUUAGCAACAGUCACCGACUCUUUCUCAACAUCCAGCCAGUGCUGAAGCAAAUCCAAAAGCUGGAGGAGGCUGAAGAGAAGAAGCGUUAUCGGGAAUCCUAUAUCAGUGACACUCUGGAAAUGGACCUUGACCCAUCAGAUAAGCAUUCCCGUGGCAGUGGCAGUAGCGGGGGCAGUGGGAGGAACAAUCGCCUGUCUCGCCAGUCCACAGGGAGCCAUGGCAGCUCACACACAUCAGGCAUCGAGGCCGACUCAAGGCACCGGAUAUCGGUAGAAAUGUCAGUGGAUGAGCCCUUCAGCAUCGAUAGGGUACAUCGAAAGGAAAAAUCAUGUAGCUCAACCAUCAGCUAUGGCAGCUCUGGCAUUGACAGCGGAAGCAAAGGGAGAGCUGAAGAUGACUCUCAAGAUGGUGAGGUGGAACUGGCAGUGGACGAGCCAGAGGAGAUGCCCGUUGAUGCUCCUUUAGAGAGAAACCAGAUGCGGGAGGAAAAGGAAAGUCAUCCUCUGGCUCUAGACACUGCUAGUUGCCCAGCCAUUAAUCAGAAGUCGCUCUCCAUGGUACAAGUCACAUUGAUAAAAAUGAGAGGUCAAAGUGUGGAAUCCCUUCACCAGGUGAGAAGGAAAAACGGUCAGGUGGGACAGCCCAAGGGAAGGAACUGCCCAGACCAGCACAGCCAGAGUUUGGAUGAUAUCCGUCUUUAUAAACAUCAGCACCCACCAGUAAGCACCAUGUUAUCUUCAGACACGUCCCACAGCUACACAUUUGGCUGUGCUCUGGAGGAUAAGUUGGCCAGCUAUGGUUGCGUUUACUCCACAACAGACUGCAAAACGAAGUCUGCCCUCUAUGGCAAGAGAUCCAUGAACUGCCUGUCACUGGAUCUUUUGGGAGAAGACCAGCUCCCAGAAGAGUUUGUGGUGUAGUCGGGUUUUGGGGAGCUGUUAAACCAUGGGACAGUUUAUCUUGGUAAUGAAAGCUGUUAUGUAUACCUCACUAACACAUGAUGUAAUCACUUUGGUUCUUGCAGGUGACCAUAAACCACCUUGUUCCCCUGUCAAGUGAUCUCUUAAGUAGUGUCAUAACUCUACAAACCUGACUGAAGUGCAAAUGAAUUAGAGUAGCACUUUAUUUUUUUAGCAUAUGCUGGGACUGAAAUAUCUGUCUUUUUACUCAGCACAAAACUAAAGUGGCCUGCACCAUGAGCAUUGAUGCUACUUUUUUUUAAAUACCAGAAGGCAGAUGGAUCUAAACACCUAAUUUGUUUAAUAAGUCAUUUAAUUACCUGUAGGACUGCUGAUUCCACAUGGAUCUGAAAAAGAGACAUUGUAUUUCCUGGCGUUCCCUUGUAUUUCAUGCUGUUACCACUCGAGGCCAAUGUUUUGGUCACUGAGUUCACUUUUUCCUGCAGGGUGCUGACUGCUGUCAGUUUUCUCCUACAGUACAUCUCAGUCCCUCUGCAAGGGUGGUGGAAGUGCUGAAGGUCUGUGUUAUGGAAGGUGCUGCUUUCUUGAAAAUGAAUGGAAGCUGUGCCUAACUCUAAGUGGAAGGUCAGCUGCCCUGGGUGUUUUCUUAGUUUUCUUCCCUUUAACUUAAAACCAAAUGUAUUGCUGUUUUAAUUGCAUUUCAGAGCAACAUGCUAGGAACUAUCAGUCCCUUAACAUGACUACAGACCUGCUAGUGUUGAUUCCUAAAACACAUUACUCGUCCUUAAGUUGUUUAGGAAAUGUUGAAUCCAGUGCUUCCAAGAGUUUAUUUUCCCAAAGAAAUAACAUAAGCAUGCUAAGUGAUGGCUCCUCAAGAAGGAAGUGUGACUAAAGAAGUUGUUCAGGCAUGAUCACCUCUGCUUGGAUCAUAAAGAAUUCUAUAUGAAUUCACUUUCUCAUUUUGGGAGGCACACAGAGAGGAAGUAGAUUUUUGGAGGGUGACUAAAGUAGUUUGUGGUAGUGUCCAGUAACAGUUUUGGUUAGGGCAUUCAUAAGGGGAUGGAAGACUAUCUAGGGUUCCUGAUGUUGUGUUUAUAGCUGAUUCACUGUGCAUGUAUUUGGGGUGAAUAUAGAAGUGUGUCUGUUGGCUCUGAGAGGAUUGUGCUAUAUGACACAAAAAAAAAUAACUCCUAUCCAUGUCACAAGAGGGAGGCUGUCUGUCUUUAUUUGGUUCUGUGUUAUGUCUUCCCUUUUUUUACAACCAACAGCAGUUGGGAAAGAGGGCAUGGGACAACCGCUGCCCCAUCUGAGACAGGUUCUAUUACUAAUACAAGUUUCAUAAGUCUACUUCUGAGACCACUGUUUAAAAAAACAAAAACAAAAAAACAAGGAAGCACAAAGAAUGCGAAAUGUCAUCAUAAUGACUUAGGAACCUUUUGCAUUGUACUGAUCUGUUUGUAUUAAAAAGAUGAAACUAUUAGAAUUAGAAAGUUUUAAAUUUUAUAAUUGAUUUUUGUGUGUUGGAGCCAGGUCCCAGUAACUUUUAGUAUGACUCUGAGAAAACAGUAUUUCUAUACCAAUUUUAAACUGUUGCUACCAUGCUUCAAGUGCUGUGUGUUUAGCUUCUCUGGCUCACAAAAACUGGUAAAACUUUUUUAUUUCUUAAAAAAGUUGAUAAAUCUUGAAUGUGUAUCUGCUGCAUGCUACUGGUGUGUGUGCGUACGUGUUUAUGUGUGUAUAUAUAUCUUUAUUUAUUCAUAGUGGUGAGUGAUAUAACUCCAAAUUCUGGGUUGUUUUCUCUUGUUGGACUGUACAGUUCUCCUUAAUAUAGAUGCAGGUUCACAGAUGUAUACAAAGGGAAGAAAAGACCUAUUUUUUUUCCUACCUAGAUGAUGAGCAAGUCGACCUGUAUCUUACAAACACUGUGAAUAUCUAUUAUGCAAGCUUUUGUAUUCGUAUGAUAUUACUGUUCUUACUAGUAUUGUAUUUUGUUUUUUAAAUUUAGAAAUUCUGCUUUAUUAGUUCAUUUUAAGAUUAGUUGUGGUAGGGGUAAAAUAAGCAUUUAUCUACUGAUAUUUUGUAACUAGCUGCUGUAGAUUUUUUUUGGGGGGGGGAGGGGGUUGUACAGUUGUAAUAUACUCUUGGCAUAAUCACUCUAUUUUAAUGGCAAAUGUUUCUCCUUUCCAUGAAAGGAAUUUUUGUAUACAAAUAAAAUAUAUAUGAUUAUAUGGACAAACAUAAUAAAGGAUGGCUAGAAUAAGA
Molecule: messenger RNA, 4462 nt
Organism: Gavialis gangeticus (Gharial)
Lineage: Eukaryota; Metazoa; Chordata; Crocodylia; Gavialidae
Gene: FRMD1
Product: FERM domain containing 1
Exons: 13
Coding region: 359-2200 (613 amino acids)
Biological process (GO): positive regulation of hippo signaling
Cellular component (GO): cytoskeleton; cytoplasmic side of apical plasma membrane
Source: RefSeq, a predicted model, not a curated record